CUGAGAGAGCAGCAAAUGCUCUUAACCAGGGAGCCACCUCUUCAGCUCCAUUAAGCACAUUUUCAAAGAAGAUGUGGAACUCUGUAGAUCUGGCUGGCAUGCCUUAAACUCAGAGAUCCUGCCUCCCAAGUGCUGGGGUUGAAGAUGUGUACCACCACUGCCUGGCUUAAAGAUUGCUCAUUGCCUUCCCAUAAGCGCACCAGCUGACCAGGAGCAACAUCUUCAGUUCCUUCAGAAUGCAGAGUCUUUGACCUCCUCAUAAAGCCACACCUCAAGGGGAUGCUGGCCCUGGCUUCAGUCAAGGCACGUAUUAAAUUUCCGAUUGACUACCUAUAUUCACCACCUACCUUCAGAUUCUUGACCAAAAUGUGGCACCCCAACAUCUAUGAUAAAGGAGAUGUAUGCAUUUCAAUCCUUCAUCUGCCUGUAGAUGACCCACAGAGUGGAGAGCUGCCCUCUGAAAGGUGGAAUCCUCCUCAGAAUGUGAGGACUAUCGUGCUGAGUGUAAUCUCCCUGCUUAAUGAGCCCAACACCUUUUCCCCAGCCAAUGUGGAUGCUUCAGUCAUGUUCAGGAAAUGGAGGGACAGCAAAGGAAAGGACAAGGAGUACGCUGAGAUCAUUAGAAAACAGGUCUCAGCCAUGAAAGCUGAAGCAGAACAGGAUGGAGUGAAGGUCCGAACAACCCUGGCAGAAUACUGCAUCAAAACUAAAGUGCCUUCCAAUGACAACAGCUCAGAUUUGCUUUAUGACAACCUGUAUGACGACGACAUUGAUAACGAAGACGAGGAAGAAGAAGAUGCCAACUGUUAUGAUGAUGAUGAUUCUGGAAAUGAGGAGUCGUGACAUGUUCCUUCAGUUCCCUGUACUGCCCUGACAUCUCAGGCCAAAGGGAGGGAAGCAAGUGGGGAUCUACAGUGGCCACUCAGCAAAAACUUACUCAUGGGGUGGGAAGCAAACAGCCCCUGAUGACUCACUCCUCUUGCAGAUCUCAGUUUGCUCCUUUUUAUGGACCUUACUGGAGAGGAAGUUCCCUCCACAGAAUGUCUGAAUCCUUGCAUUCUUCCCUCCAUCACUGUAUUGAUUCUUUUUUUUUUUAACUUUUUUUAUCUAUAUCAACUUGCGUAUUUCUUAUUUACAUUUCGAUUGUUAUUCCCUUUCUUGGUUUCCAGGCCAACAUCCCCCUAAUCCCUCCCCCUCCCCUUCUAUAUUCUUGUUCCCCUUCCCAUCCUCCCCCCAUUACCACCCUCGCCCCAACAAUCACGUUCACUGGGGGUUCAGUCUUGGCAGGACCAAGGGCUUCCCCUUCCACUGGUGCUCUUACUAGGCUAUUCAUUGCUACCUAUGAGGUUGGAGUCCAGGGUCAGUCUAUGUAUAGUCUUUGGGUAGUUACUUAGUCCCUGGAAGCUCUGGUUGCUUGGCAUUGUUGUUCAUAUGAGGUCUCAAGCCCCUUCAAGCUCCUCGAGACCUUUCUCUGAUUCCUUCAACAGGGGUCCCGAUCUCAGUCCAGUGGAUUGCUGCUGACAUUUGCCUAUGUAUUUGCUGUAUUCUGGCUGUGUCUCUCAGGAGAGAUAUACAUAUGGUAACUGUCGGCCUGCACUUCUUUGCUUCAUCCAUCGUGCCUAAUUGGGUUGCUGUAUAUGUAUGGGCCACAUGUGGGGCAGGCUCUGAAUGGGUGUUCCUUCCGCCUCUGUUUUAAUCUUUGCUGCCCUAUUCCCUGCCAAGGGUAUUCUUGUUCCCCUUUUAAAGAAGGAGUGAAGCAUUUGCAUUUUGAUCAUCUGUCUUUAGUUUCAUGCGUUCUGUGCAUCUAGGGCAAUUCAAGCAUUUGGGCUAAUAGCCACUUAUCAAUGAGUGCAUACCAUGUAUGUUUAUGUUUUUCUGUGAUUAGGUUACCUCACUCAGGAUGAUAUUUUCCAGUUCCAUCCAUUUGCCUAUGAAUUUCAUAAUGUCAUUGCUUUUGAUAGCUGUGUAAUAUUCCAUUGUGUAGAUGUACCACAUUUUCUGUAUCCAUUCCUCUGUUGAAGGGCAUCUGGGUAGUUUCCAGCUUCUGGCUAUUAUAAAUACGGCUGCGAUGAA
Rattus norvegicus (Norway rat) is the source of this 2073-nucleotide messenger RNA. The record is from RefSeq and is a predicted model, not a curated record. Lineage: Eukaryota; Metazoa; Chordata; Mammalia; Rodentia; Muridae.